Molecule: messenger RNA, 3272 nt
Organism: Dermacentor andersoni
Lineage: Eukaryota; Metazoa; Arthropoda; Arachnida; Ixodida; Ixodidae
Source: RefSeq, a predicted model, not a curated record
CAGACGACCCCACACAGAAUCGACUCCUGCAACGCACGGAAGUGACGUCACUAAAUGUCAACGUCACAUGCACGCGUAUUUCCGUUUUUCGAGGGCGCGUGGUUUGAUUGUUUGUUCGCACGUGACAUUCAGUACGCAUCCCGUCAGCCGCGCUUGCGGGUCGUGCUUUUCUGCUGCCGCUGGUGCUGGACCCAAGGCCUGGUUCUGCUGCAUUCUCGCAAGCCUUUGACAUCAUCCUUUUAUAUGCGCGAAAGCUGCUUUGCAGGGUUAUCUUAUAUUUGCUAGCGUUAUAUAUAUCUAUUCUAAUAAGUAUUUUGAUGGUAUUUUGAUUGUGUUAGUCGCGUAUUUGCCGAUCUUGCUGUCCUUGUUCGCGACCUCUUGCUUUGUUCAACCCUAGCGCGGAUUUCCCUGAUUCAACGUAUAUAUAGUGCUGACUAGAAGGUAGCAUCCUUUCGUUUGUGAAAAAGCUCAGAUUUAUUUUCUCGCAGUCUUUCUUUUUCUUCUAGGUGUCAUUUUAGAUUGCACUGCUUGCAACAUGACACGUGUUUUGGUUGCCGGUGACUCGAUGGUGAAAUACGCGGACCAGUAUUUCCCAUCGCGUCGUAGUUUGUCAGUCAGUGUUGCCGCGCAUAGAGGAGUAAGGAUUGAGCAUUUGCUGUCAAUGAUUGCUGACAAGCUAGCUGGUUUUGAUGUUGUCAUUGUGCACGUUGGCACUAACAACACUGUUGACAGUGUCAGCGUGUGCAUGGACAAGUAUCGCCAGCUCGCUCAGGGGAUCAUUGAGAGAAAUCCCAUGGUGCAUGUAGCUUUUUCUGCCAUUCUUCCUCGGGGGCAGAAUCAGUACAGCUCAUGGGAAGCUCAGUCCUCAUGGUUGCAUGACCUGAAUGGUAACUACAAAAGGAUUAACAGUGCCCUGAUGCAGUACUGCCACGAGUGCGGCUACACAUUCCUGGGUGGUCUCGUGGACAACUGGCCCAGUUGCCUGAGCAGAGAUGGUGUCCACCCGAGCCGCUUUGGUAACAAGGUGCUGGCAGACUUCCUGUACCAGGGGGCCUGCACCCUGUCCAUCCAUCUGGAGAGAAGCCGCAUCCAGCAGUCCUACAAGGAGACCCAGGCACCUUCUUCAUGGACCAGUUGGACUCGGCAGGACAGCAUCCCUGCCAUCUCCGAGGCUGACUUUCCCCCGCUUGAGGCACGGCACCAACCAGCCUACCAGAACCCUUCAAGGUGCUGGAUUUUCACUUGUUGGCGGUGUCCGUGUCCGUUGCAAGGGAAGCAAGGCUUGGUUCACCUGGGACAGCCUGCCUUCCCCCACUUUCCAUGGCACAAGUGUACCAAGUAGGGGAAAAGCCGAGGGGAGGUCUGCUGAGCCAAUGAUCCCUGGUCGAGGUGCAAGCACCACUUGUGUCUGGAAAACUAGGAGAGCCACACAAAAGCAUGAGAGUGCUCCUGUUGUGUGCUCACCUGUGGGGGAAGGAGAGGCCAGUGCUCAAGAAGCAGCUGUGCCAGAGGCUGUCUCCCACUGUGGCGACAGGGAGUGGAAAGUGGUAGUAUCGAGGAGGAGGCGGAAGGCUGCAGCACUGCACAAGCAAGAAUGGAGCUGUGACCUGGCUGCAGACAGGAAAGGCAAAGUUCUUGCUGUGACAGCUGCCAAGUUCUUGAAGUUCGCUUCACCUUUGAAAGCAGUUGUUAGCCAGAAACAGACAUGCAUUAACAGUAUAAAGUCUGAGUCUGCUCCUUCUGCUGUCUCUGGUAGCAAGCUUGAAGGACAAGCCAGUGCCCCUCAUGACGCCAUUUGUGAUAGUUUUGGCAAGGUGCAGCAUGUGGCUAGCAGGCAGAAUAAAGACUGCUUGGUAGUUGCUAUGGCUGAGUGCAGACCUGUCAUAAAUGGUGUUCCAAAUGAGGUCAUUGUCUGCAAAUGCUGUAGGUCAGAAACAAUGCAAGACGGAGGGCAGAUGACGAGCAAUCCUGGCACAGAGGCUGGUGACCUUGACAAAGCUGCGUACAUUGCUCCCACGCGACGUAGGUGUUGUGAGGCUGCUUUGACAUCCAGCUGCAGGCCUGCCAGCUCUGAUGCCCAGGCUGUUUGUGAAGGAGCUGGUGCUAACACAACCAGAGUUCCUAACACUGUCACUUUAUUGCAUGGUGGAGGCAGCAAAGUUUAUUUAAAUGCAACAUUUGAUAAUUUUAUUUCUUUCAGGCAAAGCUUUGAUGAAUGGUGCAGGGAGGGCAAGCACAUAGUCACAAUAAGUAGGUCUCAUAGAAGUCCAUUUGCAACAGAAUCUAAAGAGUUUGAGUAUAUUAGGAUUUCAUAUAGCUGUGUUCAUGGUCGUGCUAUAAAACCAAGAGGCACAGGAAAGCGACCCAAGCAAGCAUACAAUGGUACUGGUUGUGAAAUGGCAGUUUCAGUAAGCCUGUGCAAAUCACCUACUCUUCACUACAAAAUAACCAAGCUGCAAGCUAAGCAUAAUCACGCCACGAAGUAUUAUGACUUGUAUCCUCAAAGCAGGCUUCUAAACGAUGCAGAGAAGGUAGAAUUCUUUGAUUUUGCCAAAUGUAAUAUUGGCCCAAAGUAUUUUAAAAGUUUGGUCGAACAGAAAACGGGCAAGAAAUUAACUACAAAAGAUGUUAACAAUUACAAGCAAAGGUUUUCUAUUCCUAUUCGCAACGAGCAGGCUCACGGAGAAAUGGUUUUGGAAAAAAUAGACACCUUGUUAGCAAAUAAUCCAAACUGGGUCAUUCACUAUGAAAAGAAUCAAAGUAAUAACCUGCAAUUUGUGUUACUUCAGACAACGCACAUGCGUGAGAUUUUGGAAAAGUACCCAGAGAUUUUAUUUAUUGAUGGAACAUAUAAAGUAAACAUUGAAGGCUAUAUCUUGUACUCUAUAUUGGUUGAAGAUGGUGGAGGUCGUGGGAGACCUGUGUGUUAUGCCUUUUUGCAGAAUGAAACGACUGAAAUUGUGCAGGCUAUGUUUGCCAAGUUUGCAGAGUUUAACCCGUUCAUUGUAUCUGCUUGCAGAGUAGUCAUGAUAGAUAAAGACAUGAACGAGCUACGCAUUUUGACCAAGAUUCUUCCUAAUUCUGAAAUUUUGUUGUGUACAUGACAUGUGCUGCAAUGCUUUCAGCAAAAAGUCAAUGAGAAAGCUAGACUGCAGCGUGAUCAGUUACUCCCUCUGUUAAAAAAAAUUGUUUAUUCCUUCACUGUGCAGGACUACUUAGACAGGCUUGCUGAGCUCGAAGCUAUGGCGUCUAAAGAUUUUAUUUCUUAUUGC